CUCGGCCCCGGGACUGGCCUCAGCGGCCCCGGGGCCGCGGCAGGAGCGGCCGGCAGCGGCUGACGUGCGAACUCCCGGCCGCGGUACCGUCGGAGCCCGCGGGUUCCGGCUCUGUCUCUACCUGGUGGGCUUCUUGCUUUUGUUUAGGAAGGAAGAUAAAAUGACCCUUUAGGAUCUUGUUGGCUGCAUUUUAAGAUGGCACUCAGACCUAUGAUUUCAAUCUCUUCUUUGCUCCAAAUACCUGGUAUUACCUUGUAAAACUGUACCAGAUUAUUCACCUUCCUUAACUCCAAGAGGAAAUUCAUGCUCAGCAGGAUCUGUUUGGUGUGAGCAUGGUUGUGCCUUUACUGAGCCUUCAUGUCAAGUCUCUGGGAGCAAGCCCAACAAUAGCUGGAAUCAUAGGUUCCUCUUACGGCAUUUUGCAGCUCUUUUCUAGCACACUGGUGGGCUGCUGGAGCGAUGUGGUGGGAAGGCGGUCUUCCUUGCUGGCGUGCAUUCUGCUCAGCGCCCUGGGUUAUCUUAUUCUUGGAGCAUCUACCAGUGUGUUCCUGUUUGCCCUUGCUAGAGUCCCCGUGGGCAUUUUUAAACACACACAGACCAUCUCGAGGGCUCUGCUGUCUGAUCUGGUUUCUGAGAAGGAACGGCCACUAGUGAUGGGAAAGCUCAACACGGCAUCUGGUGUGGGCUUCAUCCUGGGCCCCAUCGUUGGCGGAUAUCUUACGGAGCUAGACGGCGGGUUUUAUCUCACAGCCUUCAUCUGUUCUUCUGUCUUCAUUCUCAAUGCUGGGCUUGUUUGGCUCUUUCCAUGGAGUGAAGUACAGCUCACCCCCGCAAACAGCGGCCAGCAGCUGGGUAAGAACUCUGCGCUUUUGGGAAAGACCAACUGUGAACUGCAGGAAGCAGCAGCCACGUGGGAGAGGGCGGCGAGCGUGAAGACCACUAGGCCGCCCUGGAUGGAAGUCCUGUUGAUGCUGCAGGACAUGAAGAGCCUGGUAUUUUCUGCAAUGUGGGACCUAUUUCUCGUGCGCUUGCUCAUGGCCGUGGCUGUCAUGCUGUACUACAGUAACUUUGUCCUUGCCCUGGAGGAGCGCUUUGGGGUGCGGCCCAAGAUGACAGGCUACCUCAUCAGUUACAGCAGCGCCCUGGGGGCCCUGGCUGGAUUUGCCCUGGGGCCCAUCAUGCGACUGUACAAGCAUGACACCCACGCCAUCCUGCUGCACUCCAGUGUGCUCACCUGCCUGCUUCUGCUGCUCUAUGCCACGGCGCACACCAUGGCUGCUGUCAUCCUUUCUGCCACCCUCCUGACCUUCUCCACUGCGGUGGGCAGGACCUGCAUCACAGACCUCCAGCUGACCGUGGGCGGUGCCCAGGCCAGUGGCACUCUCAUCGGCGUGGGGCAGUCUGUGACAGCGGUGGGCAGGAUCAUUGCCCCCCUCCUCUCAGGGGUCGCCCAGGAGUUUAGCCCUUGUGGCCCCCCAAGUUUGGGGGUUGCCUUAGCCUUAGGGGCUAUUUUCAUAAUGUUGCUACACAGACCUCGCUAUGGUGGUGAUGGGACUGACAAAAUAAAAAGCGAGUAGAAUCAAUUUGGACAACAUGGGGAAACACAAUGAAGGGGUGUGAAUGACGGGCCACGGCUAGAAUGAAAAGGUGCCCUGAAGGGGCGGGUGGCAUAGUAAAAUGACUUCCUUCCUAAUGGGUGUGCUUCACUGGCAGCUGUCCAGGCCAGGCCUGCAGCAUGGUCCAAAGUCAGAGUGGCCCAGGGAAGGUUAAGAUCGGGCAAAGUCUUGUCACAGGGGAAGGUGGUGUUCAUUUACCUAAAAGUCUCCUCUUCCCGUCUGGGCCAGUGGGGUUAAAACUUUCAAGGGGAAACCGUAGCCAGCUGCAGGAUGGGAAACAGUGGUGGGUUGAAGAAGAGAAGCAACCAUAGGAUUUCCAGAGUGACCCAUUAAUAAAACACCAAUCAGUUGGGACCAGUUUGCAUGUCAAAUUGCAUAUGUGAAGAGGGGGCUUUUACGCUGUCAAAUCCUAGAGACUGAAGAAGUUGCUCUGCUAAAACUAGCCUGUGACUUUUCUCAAGUUACAACAAGGCCAUGAGUGCUGGUUCCACUUGGGGACCUGGGUAGCAAUCAGAUUCCUGGCUUCCCCCUGACUCCCCGGGCUAAGGUAAGAUCCAGAUCAUGCUGUGUUUAGUAAAAAAUACCUAUAAUUUCUCACAGAGGUAGAAAAGGAUCAUUCUGAGACAGACUCGUUUUGAUUAACAUGAAAGCCAGAAACUGGUCAUUUUUAUUAAUAGCUAAGUUUGGACUAUUAACAUUGUAUAAUCACAGCAUGUGGCGUUCUCCCAGCUCUAAGUAUGGCUCGCGAUUCAGCCUUAGUACAGGGAACAUAAGAUACUUGGUGUUUAUUUGGAUCCCCAGAAGACUCAACUCUUCCAGGGCAGGUUUUAGUAGGUUCAGGAGAGGAGGGAGUAGUAAGAUUUGGAGGGAAGUAGGAGGAUGGCAAGAGGAUCAGGUUGAGGAAGUGGGGGGCAGAGCAGAUGGAGGGGGGAGGGUGCACAGGACACCGAGGAAGAGGGCACCUGGGCCGGGGCAUGAGCACAAGGUGACGCUAGGUGUCUGUAGACAAAGGAAAUGGGGAGGGGAAGGAAGGCCUCAGAAUCCAAAUUUUCUUUUUCCUUUUGUAUUAAUCAUUUGUUAGCCUCAGUCUAAAAUUUUCAUUUGCAGAGAGACAAUUUUACAUUCUUGAUAAUGUUUGGAAGCUUCAGAAUACCAAUUAAAAUAUGCAUCCUAUUCAGUUUGGACAAUUUCAGAGCCAUGGCUGUCCAAUUCAGCUUUGAGAAAAGUAAGUUUGGGGAAAUGAAGAGUUCUCCUUAAUGGUCAUGCAUUUUCUAAAUCAAAUUUGGUUAAGUUGGUCCAUUUACUUAACUGUGUGUGAGGAGGGAGCAUAAAAUUUAAAUAUAAAACCAGCCUGGAACCCAGAAGGGGACAGGGGUGGCUGGGUGUGAACCUGGAAGCAUUUUGAUGACCAAAAUUCCAUUCCUUAGAGGUUUUUCUCUAGAGUGAAGAGAAAAAUUCCUAAACAGCAGAGUUUCAACAGGAACAGCAUGGCUCCAAAAGGAAUCAGGCUGAAGGCUCACACGGUUCCAAGGGAAACUUUCCAGUUCUGAAAAGGAAUCAGACCAAAGGCUAGCACAGUUCCAAGAGGCACAGGUUCACAGGAACAGUCUGGUUCCAAGAAGGAUUCAGACCGAAGGCCGGAUGAAUACUCACAGAAAGGACGAGGCCCCUCCCAAAUGAAACCUGGAGAGCUCAGAAACACAAAGACAGCAGAGCUUGUGAUCCAGGAGAAAACAAACCCUGAAACUCCGGGGUCGGCAAGCAAGCAGUAAGCCCAGUGGACUCUCUGGCUACGAGCAUCUGUUCACUCGGCAGCCUCGGGCUGCUGGUUUUCUCUGGAUGCCACUUCAGGCCAGAUUCCUGGGGGCCACUGCCUCUGGGGCCACACACCCUGCAGAGCUCAGGCUGUCAGUCUAACCAAAUAUGCCUGGAUUUCAGGUAUGAUGUUCUCCCAGAAGCCAGUGCUUGUUGUGCUGCAUGGGUCAGGAGUGGGUAGGAGCCGGGGGAGAGCCCAAAGCAUGGAGGUUCUUUAAGGUGCAAGAGUCAGGUAUCAUGCCCCCUCAGAGGGACUCAGUUCUACAGGGUUGUAUGUUGAAAAUCAUUCCCUUCAAUCAAGUAAAUACCAAGGUUUUAUGCAAUGAAGCACAAUUUUGGAAUUUUUCCAAAGGCCAUUUUUCGCUCUUAGAAGUUUCUUAGAAGCUCUUAAAUAUAGCCAUGCUUUCAUUUUUUUAAAUCCUAGCACUUUAUUUUUGAACUUAAAGCCUACAAGCUUAAUAAGACCUUAAAGUUAAUCAGUACAUGGAAAUACUGGAAACCAAAGAUUGAUGUCUGUAUAGAGAGCAGGGUAACAUCUCUGUUAUUCUCCACUAGAGAUUUUAAUAUUUUGUUCAUAUUAUAUUUGUAGAUAAAUCUGUUCUUAGAGUCCCUUUCAAAUACUGAAAGCAUUGCUGUUCCAAGUGCGUUCCCAGGACCAGCCACCCCAGCUUCCCCUGGAGCCUGUGAGACAGGCACUCAGGCCCACAGACCUACUGCGGACCGCUUUCACAAGAUACCCUGCUGCUCUGUGUAUGCAGUAAAGCUUGAGAGCCACUUUGUCUAAUGGACAGACAGUACAUGUAUAGCGUAGGAAAUAUGAUCUCAGGGAAAUUAAAUCAGCGCAAUUACA
Manis javanica (Malayan pangolin) is the source of this 4281-nucleotide messenger RNA. The record is from RefSeq and is a predicted model, not a curated record. NCBI's taxonomy places the organism in Eukaryota, Metazoa, Chordata, Mammalia, Pholidota, Manidae.